Molecule: messenger RNA, 4094 nt
Organism: Rhododendron vialii
Lineage: Eukaryota; Viridiplantae; Streptophyta; Magnoliopsida; Ericales; Ericaceae
Exons: 2
Coding region: 526-1788 (420 amino acids)
Molecular function (GO): protein binding
Source: RefSeq, a predicted model, not a curated record
AAUUGAAAAUGGAGUUGAGAGAGACUUAAAGAGAGAGAGAGAGAGCGAGAGAGAGAGUUCUUUGCUUUCGGCUUUUGAGUGCAGACAGUUUUGAGAAACUCAAAUUCUGAAAUGUGAUUUAUGUUUAAGAGUGGCGAAGAGCCGAAGACCCGGAUGUAUGUAACCACUUUUUUCCGACGAACAAGGUAUGUAACCACUUCGAUGAUGCAUUUGUAUUUCUCAUGAAUUUGGAGCAAUCGAACAUGGCCUGAAAAGUUUCUGAAGAAAGUUCUAGCAGAUACCACUAUGUUGUUUUAUGGGUGUGGUUCGACCCAUAUUUGACCCGUCUAGACUCGUUUUCAACUCGUUUUAAUCCGAACCCGCCCGUCCGUCCGUUUGCAGACGUAUGAAUCUAUACAAGGUAGUAGUAGACUAGUAGCAGUAGUAUACUAGUAUGUAUGAAGAAAAUUCUUGCGGGAAAACCCAACGAAGCCCUAAAAUCAGGAUCGCGGGAGUGAAAGAAGAAGUGUUGGGGGCUUAGUCGUAAUGGGGAAAAGGUCUAGGUCCGGCGGUAAGGAAGGGUUAGUGGGUUUUGGGAAAAGAUGUAGAACAUCUAGGCCGAACUCCGAAUUGCAGGAGGAGUCAUCGUCGGAGCUCGAGAAACGUCCCUGCCUUCUCGGGUACGUGCCUUCUAGAAGCGACGGUGGCCCGGUGGUGUACUCCUUCAACUUAGACGAUAAGAGCCAGAGCAAGAGAAACUUCUGCCGACGGUGCUGCGUCGAGAUCUUCGCUUUCCAAGGGGAGGUGUGGGGAGAGAAGCCGCCUGAGCUUGUCGGGAUGCGGCUGCUCACUCCUCCUCCGUCCAACAAGCCGGGACUGACUCCGGACUGUUCCAUGGCUGUCGCCGUCGGCGGCACGGCUGUCUACGUCUUUGGUGGUGCCUCUGAGGACGCGCAGGAUGAAGAGCGAUUGUUAUUCUCUAAAAAGGUCUUCUAUUUCGACACUAAUCAUCCGCGGAAGGGAUGGAUUCAAGGCCCUGAUAUGCUCACCGAAAGGUACCAGGGUAAAGCAGUGGCUGUUGAAGGUAAGAUCUACGUUUUUGGGGGCAUUGAUUAUAAAAAUAUAAAUAACGACAAAAAAAAGGCUCUACGCCUGUGGGCUGAGGUUCUUGACCUUAACAAAAACGAGUGGGAGCCUCUACCUCCACCUCCCAAGGGCGCUGGUUUUUACGAGCGUGAUUUAUGCUAUACCCCUGUCGUUUACGGUGGUCCUAAAGAAGAAAAGAAGAUCCUGUUGGGUUGCUGCCAGUAUAUUUACCAUGUCAACAGCCAAACUUGGGAAGAAUUCUGCCCCAAGCUUUCGCUCCAUUUUAGUCGCAAUUUAACUGCUGAUGGCAACUUCCUGUAUUGGACAUCUAAGGGAUCUUUACACACCUUUAAUAUGAAGACCGAGGAGUUUGUUUGGGUGACCGUUAGGGGUUACCGGAUGACAAAGUACCGAGCAGAUAUUCUCCUCCCUGAACCGGCUUUGCUUCAUUUGGGGGGAUCGCACUUCUGUUUUCUCACCCUCAAAGAUCUCCCGGGAGACUGCACCAAAGUUCGCUGCUCCAAGUUUCAAGUUUCCCACCAAGGUGGCUUCAAGGCUUCCAUUAUAUGCCGUGAAACUUUUAUUAUCGGUCACCCACUGGACGUUGACUGUAGCUAUGGCUUUGUCCUCAGGGAGAUGUGUGGGGCAUGCUGGGGAGUUGUAGAUGGCAUCGGGCUUGUAGAGAUCGGCGGAGAGCCUGGUUGCUUGCGCCUUUGUGCUUGAUGUGGAUGCUUUGGCUGGAGAGGAAUAAAAGAUCUUUCCAAGGCUUUGAGAAGUCUGUUGUUAGGCUCAAAAUUCAUUUUUUGUUCAUUUUGUAUAGCUAGAUUUUGGGAAGAGUUUCUUCAAGCCUGGACUUUUUUACAGAUUUUGUAGAUUCUUUGUCCAUAUAGGUAGUGGUGGGCUUUGUGUAGUAGUGGCCUUCCUUUUUGUCAUGUCUCAUUGUUUUGGGUAGCAUCGCCUUGAUUCUAUCCCUAUUCUUUCCAUUAUUAAUGUAUAUUUACCUGUGCUUAUCGAGAAGAAAAGGUGAUACUUAGUGGCGAUACGUGGAUGAUACUUAGACAUUGGUGGUGAUACUUAUAUUUGGACUCAUAAACAUUUAGUGGUGAUACUUAGAUGAUAACGUCCUAAGGUCGGAAGCAUGGUAGUGUGAAGCACCUGCACCCAAAAGCGAAGUACAAAACUCAAUUAGAUGAAGGCCAUUGCUUGGCUUGCAGCCUGCAGUGGAUUUUAAAUUGAUCAUAGAUGGAAAGAGGUUUCAUCUUGCACUCCAAUUGAAGGCCAUUUUCUCAGCCUUACUUGCUACAUCUGGUUUUCCCUAUUUUACUUUCAACCACCAAACCAGAAACAUCAACUGAUAUAAAAAUCUCAAAAGAAUACAUAUCCCUAGAUAUCAAGAACACAUUUUUCCAACACAAAAAAGAAUCCUAAAUUGCAAUUCAUACGAAGUUCCAGGUUUGUAGAGGGCUUGCAUUUGUUCAAAAUUUGUAGACAAUCAAAAUGUAAGAGAGAGAAGGGGAGAAACAAAUACCUGAAAAUUAUCACAGUGAUUUGGGGGGGGGUUGUUGCUGUUUCCAAGGUGAUUAGAGUGUUGUUAAAAAAGGAAGUGAUCCAGAGUCCAGGCACUUCCAACACGAUCUAAUGGUGGGGAUUUAAUGAAUGAUCCGAGGGUUGUAAUUAUGUGGGAGUGAUCCAACGACUGGAAGAGAGGAUGUUUUAUCUAACGGUUGCAAGAGAUAUAUUUGACCAAAUAAAAAAUAACAUUGUGGCAGGCUAAAAAAAUAACAUUGGCUUAAAUUUUUUUGGCUCCAUCUAUUGUGGGUGAUCCAUUUUAUCAACUAUUAUUAGUGUGCCAUAUUAGAGCAUCAAUUACUCAAUAUUCAUGGUUGGAGCCAAAAAUUUUAAGUGAAAGUUAUUUUUUUAGAUUGCUAUGGUAUUAUUUUGUUAAUAUUUUACAAAUUUUCUCCCAAUAGUGCUAAUGGCGAUGCUCCUCCGUUGUUGCAAAGCCAUUUUGGCUCAACUAAUAUUGGUCUACCAUCGGAUCAAAAGCAUUGGGAUCCUAAACAUUCAUGAUGACAUGACAAAUUUGGCAAACCCGAACUCCAUGCCAGAUGUGGUGCAAGAAAUUGCCAAAAGGAAAUGAUGCAGGAGUUGAGUUUCACUUUUUCGUUUAUUAUUGUGUCAAACUUUAUGAAACAAGCCCUCUUCCCCCCUUCUUCAUGCUUUUAGUACCUAUAAAAAGAAAAAUGAUAGUGCAUAUUUUUUUGUCUUCGAUUUAACCAUCUUGGAAAGCCACUUUAGUCCUUCGCUGUUUCUUCCAUCUACCAAUCAGAUUUUCUCUUCAUUUGGGUGGAAAGGAGUUAUGCUUUCUCACCCUCAACGAUCUUUGGGGGAUUGCACCAAGUUUAAAGCUCCAAGUUUCCAAACAUCUCUGUGGCCCAACAUUGGACCACAGCUUAACUUAUGUUGUUUAUUAGCCUCUAGGCUCCCAGAUUGUCCUCUUGCUGUGAGUUUACUUCCUAUGCCAUAUUGCUUCCAUCUUUAACCCAAAGUAUCUUGCUCCUUUGCAUUUCACUGUGCGCUGUAAUAUGUUUGUAAGGUGAGGUAAUGACACUCAGCACCAAGUACUUGAUGAGACUUUCAAAUUAUUUUUUGAUCAUGGUUUGUAAGAAUAGGUGGGGACGGUGUCAUUUAUGCUUUUUUUCUUUUAAUUUGUACCAGCACCUUGAUUACCUAUAUUCAUGCAGAAACUUUGAAUUCGUUGUAAGUUGCGUUUGUAUCAUGCUAUUUUGCAUCUCUCUUGUUGGUUUGGAGUUUUAACAGUUGGAAAGUUGGAAUGGAAAUGAAGGUAUGUAGCAUGCAAUAAGUUUGUGUAGCGUAGAGUAUUGGAUUUUUUUGGUUCCUGAGGGAUAAAUAAAAAAGGAGAAGUGGUUUCAUGCCUCUGGGGUGGAAGAGAAUGAUUUGAAAUGCACGCAUAAUCGCUUUAAGUGUUGAUUUUUUCGUAAGUAUGGUAAUGUGAAGUUCCCAAAGCC